Molecule: messenger RNA, 2253 nt
Organism: Macadamia integrifolia
Lineage: Eukaryota; Viridiplantae; Streptophyta; Magnoliopsida; Proteales; Proteaceae
Product: kinetochore protein SPC24 homolog
Exons: 8
Coding region: 1409-2014 (201 amino acids)
Biological process (GO): regulation of chromosome segregation
Source: RefSeq, a predicted model, not a curated record
UCUUCUCUGCUAAUGUUCAUUACAAGAUCUUAUAGUAAGCAGCUACUGCCUGCCAUUGGUGCAUUAUAUAUUGUCAAGCUAGUGCAUCACUUUCCAAAUCCGCAUCUAAUAACGAGAGAGAGAGAGAGAGUGUGUGUGUGUGUGGAGGAGGAGAUGGUGACGGACACUCUGAUACAAGUCUUGUUUCUCUUGCUAAGUCUAGGGAUGUUCCUAGCGAUACACAACUUCCCCAGAAAAGCCCUAACAAAGCGGCACUAAGGGGCUGAGCCUGAGAGAACGUCCAAGCGAAGCCGCACUUCGUCCAAGGGGUUCAGCUGCUCCCGUGCUCGAUCCUUCGCAACAAAAAUACCUGCGUCUCCCUCGCCAAGGACGCCAUCGACCAGGCUGACAAGGCUCUCCUGCUCGACCCGAGAGACGCCGCCGCUCACAUCCCUAGCGCUCGAUUUGCAGGGUCUCUAGUCCUCCGCCCUCAGGUCCCUCAACGUCGCUCUCUACCCGCCCGCCGUCAGGAUUAUCUCCGAUCGCGAGCUAGGGUACGCCUAUAUAAGCGUGCCGAGUUGCAAACAGCAGUCAACUGCCGGCAUCGGGUUGACUCGGCGCUAUCGGAUCUGUUGGAAGCGGUGAAGCUUAACCCUAACAAUUCCAAGGCGUUCUGUCUCUUGGGGCACUGCUACGAGAAGAAGGAGAUAAGAGUUCAGGCCAAGUAGGCGUCCGAGGAGGCCAUUAGGAUCCAGCCCAGUUCUUCCGCCGCCUCGCAAGGCGAUCUCCUCUUGAAUUUCUUCUCCCGCCAAGAUCAAACCUCUGAGAGUCGGGUAUGGAUUUUAGAAGAAUCUCAUGGGUGGUUUUUUUCAGAAAAAAAAAAAAAAAGAGCCGUUGGAUCUAUUUGGGACACGUGUCAGCGGCAGAUAUCCAUGGAGCAGUUGGAUUUCUGUGGCGCAGGAACCACGCUGCUUGUCAGGACCUUCUCCCGCUUGAAAAAUCAAAGGGAAGAACCCCUUUUACGGUUUUAGGGGAGUCUUCAACCCUUCUUCGUUAUUAGCAGCAGGGACUCAGGGUCGAGGACUCGAGGGCGAUCGAGAGAGACGAGGAGUCAACGACCGGCCACCGCUACAACUUACAAUCCGGCGAUUCAGCUUCUCUGUUUGUACAGUUUUUGCUGUGGUGUUUGCUGUGUUGCCCUCGCUUUCCUGUAGCACCAACACAUAUGAGGUUAGAGCUAAGAAAUUUACAGCUAUUUUCUCUACUGUUACUCAAAAAACCUCCAUCAUAAUGUUUCUUUCUAUUUUGGAGGAACUCAUUUUGGCAUCAUGGAGAGCUUGCUUUAAUAUUUGUUGGGACUCAGAAGCUUUUUCUUGGUUUGUUGGUGUGGUACUACUAAGGGAGAAAGAGGUGAACUCCGGUGCUUUCAAUGGGUGAUUUCCCUCUCAAACUUGAUGUUGACAAGGUAAUUUCAUAUGGUGAUGACCUCAUAUUAUGCCUCAAAAACAAAAGAGACCUAGAUACUUUGAAGCAAUCUCUAGAUGGAAUCAAGAUGCUUCAAUCAUCUUGUGAGACAGAUUUCUCUGAGAUUAAGAACUUACUGGAAGCAGAGUACCAGACAAGGAUAACUGAGUGCAAGAAAAAGAUAGAUAAUGCAAAAUCUGGAGUUAUUGCGGAUGCAGAUAUUGACUCUCUUCAGAAAGACUUGCUAGAGGAACUUAAUAAGGAGAAUAAACUUCAGGAGGAGCUUAGAAUUGUCAGUGAUGAGAUGAGUAAUCUGGAACAUCAGAGGGUUUCAAUUGAAGGACGAAAGCAAAUACUGAAGAAGAGAGAGAGAGAAGAAUUAAGGGCACAGAUGGAGCUUUCUAUGUAUGCUUCAGUGACAAAGAUCAUCCCAGAUCUGGCUGACCAAAAUCAAAUUUCUGGCCAUAUCGUGGAUAGGGACAAAAGGAUGGUUAAGCAGUUCAAAUUUGAACCAUCGAAGGUAUCGCCCUUCGAGAUGUGCAACGACCUUUGGAAAAUGAUUAAUCUGUGAGAGGUGGUCCACUCCAUCCUCUUAUAACGAUACAUGUAAUGCAGUAGCAUUUUAUUUAUAUAUAUAUUAAUCCUUUAUGUUCUGUUUCAUCAUGUAAAUACUCCAGAGAUAAUGUUCUUGUUUGUUUUCCUUUUUUUUUUUCUUUUCUUUCUCAUAGUGAAUGUUGUUAUUGUUUGCAUUCCUGUUCUCUAGGAAUACUGUUCUAUAAUUUAAAAGGUUGAAUUGCUAUUUCCAUUGCA